AGCUGCUUUUGAAUGCGGUUCAAAGCCGGCUCACUCUUGGUAUCGCAGCAGUUUCACUCCAUUCCAUAGCUGUACGUUUGUAUUUCCAGAGCCAGCCAUCAAGAAAUGGCCAAUCCAUUACCCGUGGUAGCCCAGGAAGAUUUGGAAAGCUUUACCUUGACCAGGACAGGCUCAGGCUUUGCACUCAAAGCCUUUCAUAUUUCCUGGAGCACUCCCAUCUCUGUGAAGCUGCUGACCAGCCAGGACACUACAGACAGGGAGUGGAAGUUGCUACUUCAGGACAUAGCAAAUGUCAGACACUAUGAGUCUGAACGUCUCCUGCCUUUCCUUGGGAUUUACCAGUGCCACGGACUUGUGGGGAUAGUGACUGAAUGGAUGAACAAUGGAUCCCUCCACUCCCUCAUCCAUGAGCAUCAGCUGUACCCAGAGCUUCCCUUUCCCUUACUCAUAAGGAUCCUGUCGGAUGUGGCUGAAGGGCUGCAUCAUCUUCACAGCCUCGGACCUGCUCUCUGCCACUGCAGCCUGAAACCUUCCAAUGUGCUUUUGGAUGUGCAGUACAGAGCCAAGAUAUCAGAUUAUGGCCUAACCAACUGGAGGAAACAGCAGCUGAGGUCAGACCUGCAGAACUGCCAGCAGAGAAACUGCCAGGACUUAGUGUAUCUUCCUCCUGAAAUACUUGAAGGAGGCCUUCCUUCCCAGGAAGGUGAUAUUUACAGUUUUGGAAUCCUGUGUUGGGAGGGCCUCAGCAGACAGAAACCUUUUGAAGGUCAAGGAACCCUGCUCAAUGUUUUGAGAGGAAUCUGCAGCAGUUUGCGGCCAGGCAUUUCAGAAAAGUUCAUACCAAGCAAUUUGCCUGAGAGGAAUAGACUGCUGCACCUCAUUGCUCUGUGCUGGCAUCAAGAACCAGAUUAUAGACCACAUACUGCAGAAUGUGUACACCUUCUAAAUGGAGUUUUGACUAGUAUAAAUAAGGAUGUAAUUUCUGCAGCAAUCUACAAUUUGAUGGAUGCAAAGGAGAGAGCACUUAACGCAUGCAAAGGCUCAGAGACCUACACCCUGCAGAGAGGCACAUGCAAUUCCCAGAUCAUCUGUCCACAAAAAGGCAACCACUUAAUCAGCAAGAAAAUUCCUCUUGUAUUGCCAAGUUCGUCAACUGUUCUACUUGAUAGCAGUGCAAAUACAGCAGGAAGAGAUAAUAUUGAGAUGGGUGUGUCAAGUGCUACCCCACAGAAUGCAACAGCAACCAAAGAUCACCCAGGCUCUGAGAGAAGAAAAUCAAGCUCCUUUUGCACAAAUCCUUCAUCUGGUUCAACUGCAGGCAAAGAGAGCAGUCAGCAUAACUCCCCAGCACUGGCUCUUCAGCACAGACCACAACCAAUGCACCUUGGACAAGCAGUGACAGGUCCUUGCAGCAAAGGAAACUGCUGCCAAAUCCUUGCCUGCCAGAGACAGAGCAUACUGAGCUGCAUGACAGAAGGACUCCUCAACCACCUCCUGGACGUGCUGCGCUCGCAGCAGACGCUGUCCCGAGUGGACUACGAGAGCAUCACCUCCUGCCCCACGGUGACCGCCCGCGCCCGGGCACUGCUGGACACGUGCCUUUGCCUCGGGGAGAGGGCAGCACAAGCUGUAGUGGCUGCACUUUCAGUGAACAAAUGUAGUCCUCUGGGACAAUUCAUUCAUGCCCAGACUGUCCUUCCAAGGUAAACAGGCUGUUGUUGUGACUGAUUUUUUUCACAGUCUGUUGUAUACA
Molecule: messenger RNA, 1753 nt
Organism: Onychostruthus taczanowskii (white-rumped snowfinch)
Lineage: Eukaryota; Metazoa; Chordata; Aves; Passeriformes; Passeridae
Product: receptor-interacting serine/threonine-protein kinase 2-like
Exons: 12
Coding region: 106-1707 (533 amino acids)
Biological process (GO): protein phosphorylation; regulation of apoptotic process
Molecular function (GO): JUN kinase kinase kinase activity; ATP binding
Source: RefSeq, a predicted model, not a curated record